AUGGAAGUCAAGUUGUUUCCUCAACUCCAAAUAUAUGCGAAGCAUGACGCUCUGCGACAUAAACGUACAACAAGGAUUUUAUCUUGUCAAGGGUUGAGAAAUUUUCCUAGGAGAUUUCUAGCUUCUCAUUUUCACAGCACCCCCCACAGCUUUUGUUUACGUUUGAUCAAAACAGCAGAAAAGGGGAAGCUGCGGUAUGAAUUUCUGGCGAAAAAGAAACAGCUGUUCAAUGGAGCACGAUUUGUGGCCGGUUACCGAAAACUUUUCAUGAUGCUUUUAAAAGAUCUUAAAUGUCAUAAAUCGCACAUGAGUCGAAUGAAAAGUUUACAAAUGUUGUUGUGA
Messenger RNA from Clunio marinus, 342 nucleotides. The record is from the annotation of a GenBank genome assembly. Lineage: Eukaryota; Metazoa; Arthropoda; Insecta; Diptera; Chironomidae.